Carya illinoinensis is the source of this 1634-nucleotide messenger RNA. RefSeq names its product probable mediator of RNA polymerase II transcription subunit 26b. The transcript has 10 exons. NCBI's taxonomy places the organism in Eukaryota, Viridiplantae, Streptophyta, Magnoliopsida, Fagales, Juglandaceae. Gene Ontology annotation, cellular component: nucleus. Bases 170 to 1285 code for a protein of 371 amino acids. The record is from RefSeq and is a predicted model, not a curated record.
UUGAUCUGAGAAUUGCCACGUCUUCUGUGCCCCAAGUGCAUGUAAAAAAUGAAAAAGAGAAAACAAUGUACAUUCAAUGUACCUUGUCCUAUAUAGCUACUUCAAGUUUCAAUCCUUGAAACCACCGUUUCCAGUCUUGAUUUUCAUGUGACGGGCUUUGGUUAUCACCAUGAAAGAUAACAAUCUGGAAUACUGGAAAAACUACUUUCAAGGAGUGGAUUCUGGUAUCUUUGAGAUUAUUGACCAUGCAAUCAUGGUGGCAGCUACAGAUCACCCAAAGGAGUUCAUGCUUCAAAGGGGGCAGAUCGCCGAGAAACUCUACUCAUGCCAGUGGACUCAAUGUUGCAGCCAUGAACAGAGUGUGGUAGCAGUGCCCAAAAAGACCAACAAUGAAAAUCUCAAUUAUGAAUGUGCAUGUGGGAGGGCUAAGAGCAGGUUGACCAGCAUUGCUGGUGAUCUGAACAUUGCUGGAGAUAAGCAGGCUAAGAUAGAUAGCCCUGCAGAGAUGAAAAUGAAACUAGUGAGAAAAAAUACUUACAGCGAAGCUGAGGCCUUAACAGAUGAGAUUGAUGAAGAGAAUGAGAUUAUUGGCGAGGUUAAAAGAAUCAAGGAGGUUCUUGAUAAUAGUCAAGAGGAGUCUGAAACAGUGCUAUUUGAGUCCUUAAGAAGGCUGCAAUUGAUGGUUCUUUCUGUUGAGGUUCUGCAGGCCACAAUGAUAGGUAGGGCAGUUAAUGCUCUUCGAGCUCACAGGUCAAAGCAGAUUAGUCAGCUUGCACAGAUACUUGUUAGUGGUUGGAAAAUAAUGGUGAAGGAUUGGCUUGAUGCUGCAGCAGCAACUGUUGCGGAAGGUUCUACAGACCCUAACCCUUCCACUGUUGUUCUCAAAGGUCUCCCUUCUCCUCCAUUGGAUGUAGGGGUUUUCUUGGCCACUCAAACUCCAACAGAGCUAUCACAGUUCCUUGACGGCAUUGAUGAUGAUGGAAAUCCUAAAAAUAGCAUGGAGUAUGGUAAGAAUCAAGAAAGUGGAAGCAAGCCCCAGCCAGGAAGUAAAAACUAUACCAAGCAGAAGCCACUGCUUCCCAAUAAGACCACAGCACCUUGCAAUGAGAAGAAGUACCGGCUGAUACUGCGAGAAUCAAUCAAUAAUUUAACUGAACCAAGUAAAACUGAAUCACCAGCCAGUCAACAAGAUCAUAAGCCUUUAGAUGAUGUUGAAAUCCAAGCAAAAUUCAAAGCUACAAAGAGGAAAAUUCAAGACGGGGUACCAACAAGCGGAGAAGGCUAGAAACCAACGGACAAUGAAAUUCAUAGAUUUCAAUGAACUUCCUAAACAGGAGCCUGGUCCUAGAAACCGCCUUCUGAAACACAAGAAUAAUUUCCGGAAUGUCUCUAAUGGAAGGCACUAACUUCUUGGUCUCGUCAUAUUGGGUUUCUAUAUGUUUAUUUUCAUCAUCUUGUGUAAGUCAAUAAGAGCAAACACUUGACUUGUACCUUUUACCGAGAAAGCUGUAACUUUACUGGUCGAUAGCUCAGUUAAGAGGUAGCCGAGAAGCUACCCUGUUGGAACCUGAUUGCAUUGCUUGAUUAUUUCUAGUAGAUAAGAAAUCUUUGUCAGGCUUCACUUCAUGCAGACA